GACCGCCGGCCGCCCCCAGAUACGCUUCUCAGCGCUCUCUACUCUCUCGCAGCCAAGGCACAGAUGGCGAUGUCUACGGCAGUGAAGGCAGUGCUGUUGCUGGUGGUGGCUCUGGCCGCAACCUGCUGGGCGCGCGCUGAGCCCCUGGGACAGCAGCCCAGCGACAAGGCCCGCUUGCUCAACGAGCUCGACUUGGUGGACGACGACGGCUCCAUCGAGACAGCGCUCAUCAACUACCUGUUCGCCAAGCAGGUGGUGAACCGGCUGCGCGCGCAGAUGGACGUCAGCGACCUGCAGCGCAAGCGCUCCUACUGGAAGCAGUGCGCCUUCAACGCCGUCUCCUGCUUCGGCAAGUAGGCGGGCGGAGCGCGUCGACACCGCAGCUACCCUCUGCCACCGCCACCAUCUCCCAGACAACGGCAACGCGCCGGCGCACUGAAGACGCUCCUCUGUCACUCCACGGGGGGCGACCUCCGCAGCCCCAGUAGUCCAGCCU
Messenger RNA from Schistocerca piceifrons (Central American locust), 496 nucleotides. Its product is annotated as prohormone-1-like. NCBI's taxonomy places the organism in Eukaryota, Metazoa, Arthropoda, Insecta, Orthoptera, Acrididae. The record is from RefSeq and is a predicted model, not a curated record. The transcript is spliced from 3 exons. Bases 64 to 357 code for a protein of 97 amino acids.